Durusdinium trenchii is the source of this 2044-nucleotide messenger RNA. Lineage: Eukaryota; Dinophyceae; Suessiales; Symbiodiniaceae. The record is from the annotation of a GenBank genome assembly.
GUCCAUAUGGAGCCCGUCUGAAGUCUGAACCUGUUGAUGGCGAAGCAUGGCGCAGCACUUCUUCAUUGCCGUCUUUGCUCCGGAGGGCUGGCCUUCCUCGGUGGCGCCGGAGUACGGUCGAUACCAGCUCUGGGACACUAUCCAGCAGGUGACCUUCUUCGUGAAUACCGUCAUUAGCAAGCAGGCAGUGAUGAAAUUCCAUGGAGUUGGCGAUCCCAACAAGACUCCAGCAGAGGCAACGGCAUUGGAGAUGGGACGAGGACUCUUGGCCACGAUCGUGUGCAUGGUCGUCGCCACGCCACACUUCACCGAUCUCUACCGUGCGUUGCCGAGAAUCUUCCGCAUGUCCUCGGAAGUGAUCAAUGCAGUGGGGCAUUUCAUUGAGAUCCUGGCCGCGAUCUUCACGCAAGUGGUCUCUUUCCUCUACCUGGGACCUGCCUUGUGCCUCAUCGCUGGCACCAUGUCUGGAGCUGUGCGCUCUGUGAUCUUGCAACACUUUGCCAAAGGAGGUACUCUACCACCAGGCAAGGAUCCAGACUUCGGCGAUAUCUCCUUGAAGGAGAGUAACCAGGACAGAUCUCGUAAGCAAUAAAGAAAUGUAACGAACACAAGAGGUACUAGGGUGGAGGCCAUUUCUACUAGUAGCAAGAAGCUACCAGGUGGAGGCCAUCGCUGCUAGGUUGGAGGCCAUUACUACUAUUAUAUACUAUUAUAGUAUAGUAGCAAGAAGCUACUAGCAGCUACAAGCUACUAGGUGGAGGCCAUCGCUACUAGGGUGGAGGCCAUCGCUUUGCUUCUUGUGUUGCACGGAAGCCUAAGCUCGAUGAAACGCCACGCCUUUUUUGCAGCAUGUUUUGGAGGUCUUGAAGCUCACCAGCCUAGUGAAGUUAUUACCUGUGAUUAGCUUCAAGAAAUGCACUAGCGUAGACCCCAAACAGAAUGGUGCAGCCCACAGUGCUGCUGGUGAGACUAUUUGGACUUGCUCACCAAAAUUGAAGAACUCGGCGUUCCAGACACAUGUUAGAGACUUGCUCCAAGCUUGGAAACAAAGGUAACUCAGCAAAGGCGACCCAAAGAGCAAAGGACGCCUAGAGGCCAAUGUAAAAUUGGUGCAGUUCCAGGGGACAUUAAGCUGGCGCAGGAUGUGGACACCACGACAGCCAUUCAAUCACCGGACACCUUUUGUCAGAAUUAAGCUCAACGUAGUUUAAGUGCAACAAAACACACUCCGAACUGGUUCGUAGUUUAAGCGCCAAGCGAACGCCAAGAAACUGGUUGAACCAAUUGCACCAUCCGUGGUAGGAGAGGAGGAGAGGAGUGGCUCACCCAGACUUCCCUCCGCUCUCUGACCCAAUCCGGACCCCUUCCCGCUCCCAGGUCGUCGUGCCGAGUCGGCGUAUCUUGCGAACCGAAGGCCAAACGCCGCCGAAAGCGCAACACCGGUCGUGCGAAACCGUGCAAAUAUGCCACGAGCAAGGACAAGGCUGGCAAGAUUGUGGGUCUCUGUGUGGGGGUAGCUUUGCUGUUGGGCUUCAUCGGGAUCGGCUCUGGUGUCAAGGCUCUGUGAUUUCGCAUUUUCAACAGCUCUUGACGAACAUUUUUUCGAGAAGAGCGUCGCUAUUAGGUUGGAGGCCGCUACUAGGGUGGAGGCCAUCGCUAUUCGUUUCCUUGAGAAGACACCACAUGCAUUGACAUGCAGGCUGAGGCGACAUCUUUGGAGAGGAGCUUGGAGUGGUUUCUGGUGCUCACCAUCGUGCAUCUGCCCCUUGCAGUAUCAAGCUUGUGACCUUUGCAAGAUGCUUUAUCCCUGGAUUCUGAAGGAUCAUGAAAGGAAGCACAUUCUGUGGGAGAUGUUCCUUCCUAAAGGCUAUCCUCACACUGUGGUUGAUUCCUACACGAGUUUCCGGGCUUGGUCGCUGCUCAAUGUGAUCAUCGGCUAUCCAAAGCAGAUAGUACCUACUCGAUGGUGGUUUGGUAUGCUUUUGUGUAAUAGUGUUUAUGCUGUUUAUGCUUUAACUUAUGUUGUUUAGUUGUGUUUCAAGAG